CGCCGCCGCCGCUACAACCGCGUUCCGCGAGCACGGCUGCGUGGAGCCGCUGCCACCGUCGGCAGUCACCGUUCGCACGCGCGUCGCGACGUACCGUCGCCAUUUCGCCGACCGGGACGGCGACCACGAUCGCCAUCGUCACAACGACAACAACGACGCGAACGAGGACGACGACGACGACGACUGGUGCGGCAAUGAAGAAGAGCUGAGUGCGUCUCGCCGUCGUACACACGCCGGACACGUGAGAUAUGAGUGGUUCAAGAUUUGGCAGAGGCCGGAAUGGCCGUUUAAUUUUUUACGGGAUCUGCGUUAUAGCGAUUCUCGUAGCAAUGUUAGUGUGCCACUUCAUUACCUCGGAAAUGGCCAGGCUUCGAGAAAUGCAUGUACAAUGCCUCCAUCAGCAGGAGUCUCUCGCUGCUCAGUUGCAAGUAAUAUUCGAGUACAAAGUACGACUGGAGAAAUCUCUGGCCGAGGAGAAGAGCUCGAAUGCCGCGGUGAAGCAGGAGCUGCAGCAACGCGCGUCGCGAGAGAAGUCGAUGCGCGACAAGGACAGUAUGGAGGCGUUGGCGAGGUUCAACUCGCUUCAGCAAGCCUACAAUAUUCUGCAGUCGGAACAUCAGGAUCUGCAGGAGGAGUGUAAGAAGCGCGAGACGCAGGCACAGAACGAGUACAAUAAACUGCAAGUAACGCUGCACGGCUUGCGCGUUCGUAUCCAACAUGCUGAAGAGGACAAGACCCAUGCUUUGGAAGAGUUGAAAACCAAGUAUCUGGAAACGGAUAACGAGAAGACCAAGUUGCAAGAAAAGUACAACGAACUGCUGCAAAAUAGAGAGAACACCGGUAGUACUGUCGAUCAUCUUAGAAAGGAGAUCUUCCAGCUCAGACGCGAACUGGAGAGCGCCAAGAAAUUAGCGCACAUAAGUACGCCUUCUAGUUCAGUUCUGAUGACUCCUCGGGCGUCAGUAUCACAAUCGGCGUUGCAAAAGGAAGACUCACAGCCGAUUCCGGCGCCGCAGCAACAACAGCAACAACAGAGCGUGACGAGUUCGCGAAGAGUGGAGAACACCACCGUGGCGAAUGCCAAUCUGGUGUCGCCGUCGCCCGUCGACAAACCCGCGCUGCCACCGGUCAGACCAAAGGUCAAGCUACCGGCCGGCGUAUUGCCCAUACCGAAAAUCAUCGUGCCGAAGCUCGUCGACGACGUGGACGAGGAAAAGCGCCAGGAGGAGACCCGGAAACGGGAGGAGGCGGCGGCGUUUCAUAGUAAUUUGCAGCCACCCCCGGCGAAACUCGCCCCGGCGAAUGCGGAUGACAAGAUGGAAAAAGAAUCGGUAGUCGAAGCCGGCAAUCUAGACCCACCCUUCGUCGCGAAUUUUCGCAAUGACGGCGAACAGCCAGAGAGGAGAAACGACGCCUGGUUGAGAGUAGGUCCCGGGGUACAGGAAGUUGGCGAAGAACCCAAUCAGUUGGGCCGAGUUCCUGGAUUGGACGAUGGACAAGCUAACGGCGGUGACGAUCAGUAUGAUGGCGGCGAUUAUGACAAAGAACCACAGCAAAAGAACGGUAUUCAUCUAGCGGAAGGCGAGGACGAGGGGGAAGACGAGGGCGACAUGCUUGAAUAUCCGCAUAAUUUGAAGCAAGAAAAGCGGGAAUAAAGUCAGCGCCAUUGUACGAAUGUUUUUUAAUGCGACUGGCAAACCGGGUGCUACAAGAGGAAGUCGGCUGAAAAAUAGUCAAACGACCUGACCUGAUCUGACCUGACCUGACCGAUAUUCACGAUCGUUUGGGUUUAAUCAACGUAUAAUACUUAUUGUGCAUUAUAAACUGUACGAAAUUAUUUGAUGUUUGAUACGUCACGAGAAACUGGCAAGGACACGAUUGAAUUCAUCUUCAUCUUUCAUACGAAAUUCUCAUACGGGAUUUUAGCUAAGUAUUGAUAUAUGAUAGUAUAUACACG
Pogonomyrmex barbatus (red harvester ant) is the source of this 1957-nucleotide messenger RNA. RefSeq lists its product as uncharacterized. Lineage: Eukaryota; Metazoa; Arthropoda; Insecta; Hymenoptera; Formicidae. Gene Ontology annotation, cellular component: Golgi membrane; Golgi apparatus. The record is from RefSeq and is a predicted model, not a curated record.